Molecule: messenger RNA, 3891 nt
Organism: Alternaria metachromatica
Lineage: Eukaryota; Fungi; Ascomycota; Dothideomycetes; Pleosporales; Pleosporaceae
Exons: 7
Coding region: 1-3891 (1296 amino acids)
Biological process (GO): response to oxidative stress
Molecular function (GO): iron ion binding; monooxygenase activity; peroxidase activity
Source: RefSeq, a predicted model, not a curated record
AUGGAGAAACGGCUACUCAACGAACAAGAAAAGGACUCGCAGCCAUCGCAGCCCCCACAUCCAUCCUCGUGGAGAACCGGGUUCUGGCGCCGCUUUCCCCAUUCCGGAAUUUUCGCCCUUGUCACCGCGCUGGCUGCGUCGGUCAGCAUGAUAUACAUCAUCACCGCCUCAGAUGGACAGCCUAUUACCUCUUGGAAGUACCAGCCCACCGUUUGUCUCGCCAUCUCGUACACGAUCGCCAAUAUCGCCUUGCAAUACGCCCUCGCCCAAGCUGUCACUAUCGCCUGGUGGGCGAAAGCCCUGAAGGGCGACGCCAAAGUUAAGGAUCUGCACGAUAUAUGGGCAUUUGGGCAUGGAGUCUUUCCGAUAUUGCGAUCGGGACGCGGCGGUGGUCCUGCCGGUUGGAGGGUCAUGACAACCGGUACGACGGUGCUUGGAUAUCUGGCCGACUUUGUAGGCAAGAACGGGUCUAUUGAACUAUUCUGCAACAUGAGCCUGCCGGAUCCAACGCCUAAUGUCUUGAAAUCACUACGCGAGAUUGCCUUUCGUAUGGCGCUAUACAUACCGCACUCAAGGGGGAUGCUUUUCAAGACAGACAUAGAAAGAUCUUCUCUUCAACAAUGGCCCAAAUCAGAGAGGGAGGAGGGUAUUUUCCAGCAGACAAUCGAAGUCGAGCAGACCGCGACCGAAAUCGUGUUCAAGAGUCAAUACCAAUUCCUCGCCAUUGCCAUCGGCAUCACGCUCGUAGCCACGGCCUGUGUUUUCACAGUAUUGGCGGGAUGGUGGCAUCUAGGCCGCGAGGUCUCGCUUUCACCAAUCGAAAUCGCAAAAGCCUUCAAUGCGCCGCUUCUUGCAGAGUCGCACCCUAACGCAGAGGUCAGAAGGCUGCUCAAGGAAUGCGGCGAGCAACGGUUGAGCGCACACGAUGAGAAGCUCGUACAGUUCCUGACAUCAUCUACUCUUGAUGAGACCAAUACUAGUAGUUUGCUCAAAACGUUCUGUAGGGACAUGGAACAGCCGGUGUAUUCAUCACUAGGGGGUCGAUACAAGUAUCGAUCCGCUGAUGGGAGCAACAACAACAUCCACCUGCCUAACGUCGGUAAGGCUGGUUCUUACUACGCGCGCAUGGUCACUCCAAGACAUAUACCUACAAAGCUUCCCGAUCCAGAACUGCUCUUCGAUACACUGCUCGCGCGAGAAGCCAAGCCAAAGCUCCACCCCACCCAACUAUCGAGUCUGUUCUUUGCCUUCGCGGCUGUCAUGGUAUGCGAUGUGUUUCGUACAGGCGACGAGGAUAAUGAUGUGGCUAUGACAUCUUCAUACUUGGACCUAUCGUCACUAUACGGGGAAUCAGAGGAAUCACAGAGCUCUGUCCGCACCUUCGUCGAUGGGAAGUUGAAACCUGAUGCUUUCGCUGACACAAGGAUCCUCAGCCGACCAGCAGCGUCCUCUGCCCUGAUCGUAUGCUUUUCGCGGUUUCACAACAUCGUUGUCGAGCAACUGGCCAUCAUCAAUGAGAACGGUCGAUUCAGCCCUCCCUGCAACGCGGCUGGAAUCGACACUGGGUUUUACAAGCGAGCUCUCAGCAAGCGUGACAACGACCUCUUCCAGACUGCACGGCUGGUAACGACGGGAUUAUACAUCAACAUCGUUCUGAAAGACUACGUGCGCACGAUUCUCAAUCUACAGUGCGUAGAUUCUUCGGUGACCUCGGAUCCGCGAGCAAAAAUAGAGGGUAUUAUCGGGCAGACAGACGUUGAUAAGGCUCGCGGCAACCAGACAAGCGCCGAGAUCAACAUGAUAUAUCGGUGGCAUUCGACCAUAUCGAAGAAAGACGAGGACUGGCUCACAGAACACAUGUCCAUGAUAUGUCCAGAUAUGAAAAUUGGCCACCUGACAUUGGAAGACAUGCGAGCUGGCAUGCGUCGACAUGCUGCUAUACCGCCUGCGGAUCCUGGUCGGCGUGUCUUCGCUGGUCUCGAAAGGAAGAACGACGGUUACUUUCGCGAUGAGGAUAUCGUUCAGAUACUUACAGAAGCCACGGAUGAAGUCGCCAUGAGCUUUGGUCCACACCGUGUCCCUCUGGCGUUGAAGGUCAUCGAAGUAAUGAGUAUUGAACAAGGUCGGCAGUGGGGCGUGGCUUCUCUCAAUGAGACCAGAAGAUUCUUCGGGAUGACGUCUCACACCUCGUUCAGCGAUAUUCACUCCGACCCUGACGUCGCUGCCGCGCUCGAAGUCUUGUACGAAGAUGUUGAGAACGUCGAGCUAUAUGCCGGAACUAUUCUGGAAGAGCCAACUGCCCCGAUGACUCCGGGAUCAGGUCUGUGUGCAGGAACGACGGCGACCAGAGCAGUGGUGUCACAUGCGCUCUCUCUUAUUCGGGGUGAUCGAUUCUACACCGUGGACUACACCCCGCACCACCUGACAGCUUUUGGGUUCAACGCAGCUUCCAGCGAAUACUCAAUCGAUGGCGGAGGCGUCAUGUACAAGUUACUGAUGAGAGUCUUUCCCGAAUACUAUCGUGGCAACUCGAUUUACGCGCACUACCCGCUGACCACGCCUGUGGAGAUGAGACGACGACAGAAGUCUCUCGGGCACGAGACAGAUUUCUGCUAUGAGAAGCCGCGCUACGGGUCGCCUCCCACAGUCAUCACCGAUUACAAGAUGAUCCUCCGUAUUCUUCGUGACCAGACUUUGUACACGACAGCGUGGACUCACACCCUGCGGCAAUUGGAGUAUCAACCACAUGUUCUGCUUGGUAACACUAUCGCUGCUGUCAAACAGCAGGACAUCAUUCGGCAAGCUAUACUCGGCCCCGAGGAGUCGAUAGAAAUCUUUGCGCACUUCCUCAACCUGAAGACCACCCAGCUCGUGCAGAACAACAGCAAGUGGCUUUUCAAAGUUGCCGAGAUAGAUGCGAUCAAAGACGUGGCAGCUCGCAGUUGGACACAAUUUGCUGCGUGUCUGUUCAACAUCCCGAUCAGCGACUCGCAAGAUUCAACGGCCAGCUUUGAUGACAAGCAGCUCUUCAGCAAGAUGAUAGCAGUAUUUCACUUCGUUCAUCUAGACAACAACCCUGCGAAGUCUGCCGCAUUGCGGAGGGAUGCAAUCACUGCAAGCGAUGAAAUGUCGAAAGAGGUCAGGGUUGUUUGCGAAGGAAUGAAAGCAUCACCCGCUGUGCAAUUUCCGGAUCCCCGUAAGCGACGACAUGCGAAGCGCAAUCUCAUGCCAGACCAUGGAGCGAAAGUGAUGCAACGGCUGUUCGAUAAUGGGGCAAAGGUCAAAGAAGUUGUCUCUCUAGUGGUCAUACUUGCCGUAGAUCUUGUCGUGUUCAGCACCUUUGCUUUCUGCCAAAUCAUCGAUCUCUUCCUCUCGGAACCUUACCAUUCUACGCACUGGCCGGACAUCCAAAAACUGGCGAAAGACAUCACACCAGCAAACUCCGAGGUACUGCGCGCAUACGUGCUUGAGGCUCUGCGCCUUAUCACACCCGCAACUGGCUUCCUCCGCAUCCCUAACACCUUUCUCACUACUAGCGACUGGCGGCACGCAGAGGGUAUAAACAAGGGUGACGACCUUAUCCUCGACGUGGCAACCGCAUCUCGCGACCCCGCUGUCUUUCCUGACCCCGACAACAUCAACCUCGAUCGUCCGCAAGAGCUGUACCUACCUUUCAUCGAUGGGCUACACGGAGCACUGACCAGGCCUAUUAUCGUUGCUGGUUUGGUCACCCAGUUGCGUAUCUUUGCACGAAUGGAAGGCCUCAGAAAGGGCCCGGGUACGCAAGAAACGUUGAGGCGGGAGGUUCAAGAGGGUACUGUGAGCUUUUUGAGCGAAGCUAAGGAUGAGUGGGUGCCACUGCCAGUCAGUAAGUACAUAUUCGCCACAUGA